AUGAAAAUUUCUAUUAAUUCGUCUUUUGUCGAAAACAAUUUGUUGUUUAAUGCUGCUGCUGUCGAUUAUACAGAAAUCGAUUUAAAUAUUCUACUAAAUAUUAUUACUUUAACGAGUACAUUUAUUACCUGUUCUGCUGCUCCAUUGAGUGGGUUUGCCCCUGGGUCAUGUAUUUUUAAUACUUUGGCCUUUAUUUCAAGUUUAAUGUUAAACAUACUUGUUGGUAUGGAUAAUUCAUUACCAGAAGGUGGCUCUGUUGGAGAUUUAUUCACUAAGAUCGGCGAUGAACUUAGUUCCAAACUGGGGGAUUACGAGACUCCCUUGUUUAAGAAUACUAUUAAAAAAAUGGGUUCAUUUGGUGAUAUUUUCAAAUAUGAGAUUACGCAGGAUGGACUUAGAUGUGUUUCUGUUCAAAUUGACAAAUUAGGUAGUAAUAUCUUACCUGGAGUUAGAGAACGUGUCUGUAUUACCCCAGUUGGUCUAGAACUGAUUACCAAACCACAUAAAGUAUCAUUUAAGAGUAUGGGCAGUGAAUUAAGAUAA
Molecule: messenger RNA, 543 nt
Organism: Maudiozyma barnettii
Lineage: Eukaryota; Fungi; Ascomycota; Saccharomycetes; Saccharomycetales; Saccharomycetaceae
Exons: 1
Coding region: 1-543 (180 amino acids)
Source: RefSeq, a predicted model, not a curated record